Messenger RNA from Scylla paramamosain (green mud crab), 2701 nucleotides. RefSeq lists its product as uncharacterized. The transcript is spliced from 6 exons. Bases 312 to 1028 code for a protein of 238 amino acids. NCBI's taxonomy places the organism in Eukaryota, Metazoa, Arthropoda, Malacostraca, Decapoda, Portunidae. The record is from RefSeq and is a predicted model, not a curated record.
GCACUGACUCACCCACCACCCAGACCGGCCUCGUCAGCGCUGCGUAAAAAGGACCAGCUUGGCUCCACCCCUCCACAGUUCAGUUUCUGUCUCCACACGCGGCGGAUCUGCCCCACCUCCCGGCAACUACCUGGCGCUGGCUACAUCCGGAGGGCGAAGAGAUAGAACGAGGAACAACAAGACAAAGAGAACAAGGAAAAGAAGAGCGAGAGAAGGAAAUAAUUAUAAACACGACGCAAAUUAGCUGAAAGAAAACGGGGAAGAGGCAGAAGAAUAUUGGCAGAGGUAGCUGAUAAUUUUCCUCCUUCAAGAUGUGCACUAUACACGGGGUUGUGAUCUCCGGGAUACUGCUUGCCGUGUUGGAUAUUAUACAUGGCCUCAUCACCUCGGCUUUCUAUUGCUACCAGUUAGUGAUGGACACCUUCUACCUGUGUCCCCUCGAUAUGGAUGUCACGCUCUGCCAUAACAAGAUCUACGUCUACGAACAAUUGUUCGAGACGCGCGUGUACAUUGGCAUAGGUGAGGGCAUAGCGGGCGUCCUCUUCAACAUCAUUUACAUCAUGGCGCUGGUGAAGCACAAGCCCUCCAUCACUUGGGUGUGGCUGCUAAAGGGCUUUGCUGUGAUCGGCAUCAACGUGUACUACCUCGCCUCGUGGCUCAUCCGCCGGGGCCGCUACGACCACAUCAACAGCGACCAGCCCGAGGACGAGAUCAUCUUCAUCUACGUGGCCAAGGGAUUGCUGCUGGUGCAGAUCAGUAUUCUGGUCAUGUUCUGCAUGAUCGGCGCUGUCUUUACUUACAAGGUAUGCGAGGAGAGGACCGCCAGCAGACGCAACCUUCGCCACCGCCGCAAGUGGGACUCCAGUGAAGCCACCGCCCCGCCCCUCGGCCAGUACGACGAUGAGGAGACCCAAUACCUCAACGACGCCCUUACCAACAGCGAGAAAACCCUCCCUGCACGUUCCUCCAAGCAGAGCCUCACUGAAAUCUCCCGUGCUGACACAUUCAAGCACUCCACGGGCGUCUAGACACUGAAGAAGGAAAGGAGUGAAAACAAGACUGGCGUUCUCUUGAGGCUACGCGGUGAUUUUGUUGAGGGAAAGUUUUCUGCAUUUUCUCUUAUAUGAUGUUAUGAGAUAAUUACUUUACUGGUUUCGACUUACGGAGUUUGUCAUUGUUCGUCACCAGGUAUCUCAGAAUGGCAGGUUAGUUCUCUCUAGUCUUAAAAGGAAAAGCUAGUUGUGAGGAAUGGUGUUCGGGAGAGGCUAGGCUUUACCACCCGCUUGGUAAUGUUCUGUAGCCACGUUUUCUUUCAUGUAAUGAGAGGAAUGGCAUGUUAUUUUCUUAGAAGGAUUCUUACUUUUAUAUUCUCAUCGUAUAGGGUGUUUCAGCGAGUCACUGCCACUGUGGAAUGUAUAAUAGGACAGUAAUAGACCAUUCUGAGAGAUCUUGGAGCAGGGACAGCUUGGUGCAGGACGAGAGGGAAGCCUGGGUCGAAACCAAGACAAGGAUUAUGUUUUAAAAGUCUUUAAUCCUUUGUUGUAUUGCUCUGGUAUAAUUCCAGCGAUACCAGAGUGCAAUACUAAUUCCUGACCAACUGAAGUUUCGAAAAACGUUUUAAAAAGAUAAAUAAAAUUUACUUUUAUUAUAUAACUACAAAGAAAGGCGGUGAGCGAGACAUAAUUAGUGAUUUUACAGUAUAGGGGCGAGUGUAACUCCUCCCUUGGUCACCAGGGGUCAGCGUGGCCUCACCUGCAGGUGUCGAAGGGUGGGUGAGCGUGUCCUGGUGAGAAAACGUUUAUAUCUAAAUUAAUUAAGUGCUUUCAAGACCCCUGACUGUGUGCUGUGGCGCUCAGAGAUGUGACAGUGACGCAGGACGGUGGAAAGUGCGGCCAGAGUGUUGUAAAUAGUGAUAAAUGAGAGGUAAAGGAGAAGAGGGAGGAGAGGCGGCGGCGAGCGAGCUAGAAGACAAAAGGUAAACAAACUAUUUUCUCGUAGUAGAAUUAUUUGACUCGACCAAUUUACGACUUACGAAUGAUCACGACUUAUUGAGUUAACGGUGACAUUACGUUAUCACCUUCUCCCUUGAACUUUAGUAAUUAUUAGGUCAAAAUGCAUGUGAGUUAAGUAAUUUGAUGAUUGCGUAAUACAUAGUUAUUAUUUCGCUCAUUGUAAUUGUCUCGAACCAAAGGAUCAGAAUGAGAUCUGAUCCUCCUGCUGUGUUAGGAUUCCGGUGUUUGUAAUGUUAAACAGGAUUGACUGACACCAUACAUGUUCAAAUACUAUUACGGCAGGACCUUUUGUGUUUUGUAUUUUGUAUUUUUUUUUUAUCGAUGUUUAUUAUAUCUAAUUACAUUUUCGUUUCUAUAACGUUAAACAGGAUUGACUGACGCUAAACAGGUUCCAAUCCUCUAAAUACAUUUCUUCCUCGUCAUAUUGAUGGUGUUUUGUCAUAAUGUCUACUUUUUAUUUUUUAUUUUAUUUAUUUAUUUUUUUUAUUUUUGUAAUGUUAAACAGGAUUGACUGAUGCCAUGCAGAGUCCAGUCCUGUGCAUUUCUGCUCAUAUAUUUCAAUCAUCGUCAUGUCUCAUCAUCAUCACCCUUAUCACUCAUCACUCAUCACUCAUACGACUCACUGCCUUCACCCAUCACUUUGUGUACAUAUUAUUUGUGCUGGUUUGAUUAAUAAAUAUUUAAUGCAC